Messenger RNA from Ambispora leptoticha, 582 nucleotides. NCBI's taxonomy places the organism in Eukaryota, Fungi, Glomeromycota, Glomeromycetes, Archaeosporales, Ambisporaceae. The record is from the annotation of a GenBank genome assembly.
AUGAAUAAAGACCAAGAAUUAAAAGAAUUAGAGAGAGCCCUUAAUAACUUGAAGAUUACUGAUAGUGUUGAGGAAGCCGAAAAAAAACUAGCGAAACAUAUUGGAUUUGGCGAGGAAAAGGAAAUUUUUCUUAAUCAUAUUAAAGUAUACAAAAUGACUGUGAUUUGUUAUUAUAGUGCUCCGGGGAUGGGGAAAACGACUUUCGUAACCACUUUGGCUGAGGCUAUGGGUCGAAGUUAUGAAACAAUAUCGCUAGCUGGAUUUCAAGAAACUAGUGAAUACUCAAUUUUAGGCGACCAAAACAAACCCAACCAAAAAAUAAAAGAAGAAAUUGAAGUAAACGAAUUAACAGAUUUUACCCGCGACGAAAAAAAACGGAUCUUGCGGAUGAAAGCCAAUGAUAUACAAGAAAAAUGUCAAGGAUUAACUAUUUCGGACCAAACUAUCGAGAAAAUCCUAGACCAGCUUCAAGAGGUGGGAGUUAGACAGGCCGAAAGAGUUUUGUAUAAAAUUGAAAAGGGAUAUAUUUAUUCCAAAAAUAAGGGCGAAAAGUUUGAUUUUACGGAAAAUCCCUCAGCCUGA